AUGGCCGAAUUUCGUGCGGAACGACCGAUAUGUGACCUCCCCAAGACCUUCCAAGAUGCUAUCGUUAUUGCUCGAAAGCUGUCCGUUCGAUAUUUAUGGAUCGACGCCCUUUGCAUCAUUCAAGACUCGAUGGAGGAUGUGCAACGUCAGAUACCGUUGAUGGAACGUAUUUACAGUCAGUCUGCAGUUAACAUAGCUGCAUCAGCAUCCGCGGAUCCUCAUGGCGGUCUCUUCAGAGCCAGAGAACCUGCUGCGGUUAUACCAGGUCUGGUAAGCCCCCAACUCCAUUCUGGGGUCUCGGAGAACGAGAAGUACUACAUAUUUGAUCGUAAGUACUGGGAUCGCCAAAUUUCGAAUGGUCCUCUCCACAGACGAGGAUGGGUUUUUCAAGAACGCCUAUUAGCACCCCGCGUCAUAUACUUUAGCAAACAACAAGUCUUCUGGGAAUGUUUCACAGAGAACAAGUGCGAGGCUUUCCCGUAUGGAAUACCCAAGCAUCACUCCAUCAAAAGGCUCGAGCCUCUUUGGGAGAUGGUGGCACUGAAUCGGGGGAAAACACCGCUGGAUCGCCAAGACAUGCCCGGCCCGUUGCUUGACUUGUGGGGCCGCCUCGUUCGAGAAUACUCAAACUGCGUGUUGACCAACUCGAAUGACAAACUUGCAGCGCUUCUCGGUAUUGUCGGCCUCUUUGCUACGACCACCGGUGACCAAUAUCUGGCAGGGAUGUGGAGAUCAAGUCUUCUUGAACAGUUAUGUUGGUGGGUGGAUCAACCAGGUAUUAAAGGCACGACGACGACGACAGGAACCUACUGUGCUCCAUCAUGGUCCUGGGCCUCUUUGAGCAGCCCAAACUCGACGCCUCGACUCAACAACUCAGAAACCCCACACACAGUUUUCAACUGCAUCUACUAG
Clonostachys solani is the source of this 912-nucleotide messenger RNA. The record is from the annotation of a GenBank genome assembly. Lineage: Eukaryota; Fungi; Ascomycota; Sordariomycetes; Hypocreales; Bionectriaceae.